Hibiscus syriacus is the source of this 680-nucleotide messenger RNA. Its product is annotated as mavicyanin-like. The record is from RefSeq and is a predicted model, not a curated record. Gene Ontology annotation, cellular component: plasma membrane. Gene Ontology annotation, molecular function: electron transfer activity. The coding region runs from base 35 to 604 and encodes 189 amino acids. The transcript has 2 exons. Lineage: Eukaryota; Viridiplantae; Streptophyta; Magnoliopsida; Malvales; Malvaceae.
UUUAGUUUAUUUGGUACUUUGAUCAUCGUCUUCCAUGGCCAGGAAAAUGGCAGUGCAGGGAGCAUUAUUAGGGUUUUUUGCAGCCACUGAAAUUGUUUUCCAGUUAGCCAUGGCGGUGGACCACACGGUCGGAGCUCCGAACGGUGGUUGGGACACAAGCACCGAUCUCGCUACUUGGGCUGGAUCCCAGAGUUUUGCCGUAGGGGAUAAUCUGGUCUUCCGGUACACCUCGAACCACGAUGUGGUUGAGGUGACGCAGACAAACUACGACUCGUGCUCGACGAUUAACUCGAUCGGUACUCACACUGGUGGCAACACGGUCAUAGCUUUGUCGUCACCGGGGAAGCGUUACUUCAUAUGUGGAAUACCAGGACAUUGCAACCAAGGAAUGAAGGUUGAAAUCGAUACCUUGGCGUCAUCAGGGACACCCCCAGGAUCGACUCCUGGCACUCCGUCGUCCCCCGAAGUUCCAUCGGCUGAAUCACCCGGAAGCUCUCCACCCCCACCGCCUCCGGCAUCGUCUAACGGUGUCGGUUUGAAGGCAUGCCUCGCAGUGGGAUUUGGGCCAUUUGGCCUCAUGCUGAUGAUGCUUUUGGCCAUCUAGGGCCUAUAAGCCUUAUGAGAUUCUUUUCUUUGCGAGAAUCUUCAAAUAAUUGCAUCUUUGUGAUUCAUUUCCCCCC